CUAGUGGACGGUUCUUCAUAAACAGUUCGUCAAACACCUCGGUAGCUUGCUAGCCAACAUAGCCGAAAUAUUCCGGCUGUUUAUACGCUUUCGGCGUAUAUUAGCUAAUGUGUUUUAGACACACUUCUGUCGUAUCUACUUGUUAACCUAUUUAAUUUAAUAUUACGUAAUCUUUUAUUAGUCAGCUAUAGUAGCUGGCUGGGUAAGUUAGCACUAGCAUGGUCACUAAUGAUCCCCGAACAUGAGCUCCCUAAACUUCUCCCCUCCUGUUAAAGAAGAGGAAGUCUGCUGGACGGAGGAAGAGGGUCUGUGGCUGAACGUUGUGGUGAAAGAGGAGGAAGAGGAUGUCAAAAUACAAAAACAAGUAGAGGGUGAGGCUGUUACAGUGAAAGAAGAAGAGAAAGACUCGUUCAGAGUGAAAGAGGAGGAUGUUACAGUCAAAGAAGAGGAGGAAGAGAAAGAGGAGGACACCGUUUUUGGAGUGAAGAAGGAAGGGGAGAUUACUAUCACAUUGAAAGACGAAGAUGAAGAGGAGGAGAUCGGAUAUCUGAUAAACACCAGACAAUGACCCAAUACACCUCCAGGCUGUGUAAGGGCUAUUUGACCAAAAAUGAGAGUGAUGGAGUGCUGCAUCAGAUGACCUGGCCUCCACAAUCACCCAACCUCAACUCAAUUGAGAUGGUUUGGGAUUAAUUGGACCGCAGAGUGAAGGAAAAGCAGACAACGAGUGCUCAGCAUAUGUGGGAACUCCUUCAAGACUGUUUGAAAAGCAUUCCAGGUGAAGCUGGUUGAGAGAAUGCCAAGAGUGUGCAAAUUUGUCAUCAAGACGAAGGGUGGCUACAAAUAUAUUUUGAUUUGUUUACCACUUUUUUGGUUACUACAUGAUUCCAUAUGUGUUAUUUCAUUGUCAUGUCUUCACUAUUAUUCUACAAUGUAGAAAAUAGUACAAAUAAAUAAAAACCCUUGAAUGAGCAGGUAUGUCUGUAACCGAUGUGAAAUGGCUAGCUAGUUAGCCGUGGUGCGCGCUAAUAGCGUUUCAAUCGGUGACUUCACUCGCUAAACUGUUACAUUGAUGCUGUUGACCCAGAUCACUGGUUGCUGCGGAAAAGGAGGUCAAAAGGGGGGUGAGUGUUAAAGAUGUGAUAUGGCUAGCUAGUUUGCGGUUCUGCGCGCUAAAAGCUGUUCAAUCGGUGACGUCACUUGCUCUGAGACCUUGAAAUAGUGGUUCCCCUUGCUCUGAAAGGGCCGUGGCUUUUGUGGAGCGAUGGGUAACGAUGCUUCGUGGGUGAAUGUUGCUGAUGUGUGCAGAGGGUCCCUGGUUCGAGCCCGGACGGGCGAGGGGACAGAAGCUAUACUCUUACAUUUCCAAACUUUUGACUGGUACUGUAUAGCUCAUUUCAUGUUUUUACAUUCAGUUACAAAAAGUAACUUUCUUACCACUUCUUCCAUAGUCAAACAUGUAAGGAAAGAUUGUUUUUAAAUCAAAAGGGAUGCUGUAAAAAAUGUUUUGAAUUCAAAUGGAUUUACCCAGCCUACAAGGCACUACAGCCACUCUGUGAUGACCAGUUCUGCUCUUUUAUUGAGGGAUAUAGUCUAGAUUACACCUCAUAGGAAGAUACUAGAUACUGUUUGUCUUUGGCAGGAGAGAGACCAGACUCUCACUCUGACAGCAGGAAGAGUCCUUCAGGGAAACCAGACCCAGAGACACCCAAACCAGCGAGACAACACCACUGCUCCCAUUGUGAAAAGAGUUUUCGCUGGUUAGGGAACCUAAAACGCCAUGAGAGGAGACACACAGGAGAAAAGCCAUACCACCGCUUCCAAUGUGAAAAGAGAUUUUCCAGAUCAGGGGACUUAAAAGCUCAUGAGUGAAUAGACACAGAGCCUAAUGUGAGUUUUCUUGAGUAGCACUCCUGAUCUUGCACUGAUAGUGCGCUCUAAUAUUCAGAAUACAUUGUGAAAAUCUAAAAUCUUCGCUCACAAUUUUUGCUCCAGGCAGAUAUACUACAUCCAUAACUAGCGGUUUCCUCAUCAGGAGGGAGGUGUUUCUGCCAAUCAAAUUGUGUGCGCAUCGCCCUCGUGCUGCAAUUUUAGCAAACACAGAAAGGGGCCGAUAUUGGAGACCAAAAGUCGUCUGGCACAGUGCUUAGGAUUUCAACAACUUGAAUAACUUAUUUCUGGCCUACAAUCAUCGAUGUUAUUACUAAUGUGAAAACAAGACAAACUAGAACUUUCUCACUUGACUGUCUUAAGACAAUUGUCAAAUAAUUUUAACAUUCAUUACAGACAUCAAUUGUUGUACAACAUCAUGGCUACACUGUUGGCAUCACCUUUUACUAUGGAUUUCCGCUGUUGUGGGCCUUUAACCAUCUGCCUGACUCUGUUCACACAGGAAAGAGAAGUGUCUAUCUUGGAUCCUCUGGGGAGCCUCAACAACUUCAUGAUGCUGAUGAGGCAGAGAAAGGUCUCUCCAGAUCUGAACUCCUCAAGAAGCACCAGCAGAGACCCACAGGGAAAAAAUCUCACUGCUGCUCUGACUGUGGGAAGAGAUUCACCUCCUCAGCAGGCAUUACAAUUCAUCAAAGAAUCCACACAGGAGAGAAACCUUAUAGCUGUGAUCAAUGUGGGAAGAGAUAUCUUACAUGUAGCAGUCUAACUAAACACCAGAGAACACACACAGGAGAGAAACUUUUUAGCUGCUCUGACUGUGGAAAGAGUUUUGUUUCUUCAGGAUGUUUAGAAUCACACCAGAGAACACACACAGGAGAGAAACCUUAUAGAUGUGAUCAAUGUGGGAAGAGUUUUGUUACGUCUAGUAGUCUGACUAAACACCAGAGAACACACACAGGAGAGAAACCGUAUAACUGUAAACAAUGUGGGAAGACUUUUAGUCAGUCAUUCAGCCUGAUAUCACACCAGAGAACACACACCGGAGAGAAACCUUAUAGCUGUGAUCAAUGUGGGAAGAGUUUUGUUACUUCUAGCAGUCUGACUAUACACCAGAGAACACACACAGGAGAGAAACCUUAUAGCUGUGAUCAAUGUGACAAGAGAUACUCUAGUAAAAGAUCUCUGAUCAAACAUCAGAAAAAACAUACAUGAAGGAGUUGUUUCACGAUAUCAAUUAAAUAAAAUCUCAAAAUGUAGAAUGUUUUAACAUUGUAGUAGGAGUAUUUUAAUGAAGUCACAAUGUAGAACCCUAAACGUUUGCCCCCUGUUCAAUUGAUUUCAGUGUGAUAUGGAUAUUAGCCUCGGGAAAAAUCCAGGCUCUGAAAUGGAAGAGUACUAUUUGUGGUCUAACAAAAAGUGUCUAACAAAAAAAAGAGUUGUGUUGCACUUACCGCGUUGGCGACCCACUUGAAUCAAUAUGUAGCUAGCUGUUUUCUACAAGUUGUCUUCUAACCAGUGAUGUACACAUUAUUCCCAGAUUCCGUGUGGUUUUUGAGCUGUUAGUUUGAUGAGUGAUGACAAAUAAGUGUUCCAUCUCUCCAAAAUGUAGCUGACUGUCUUCUGCAGGUUGUCCUCUAACCAGUGAGGUAACAGGUAACUCUAAUUUCCAAGUUUUUUUUGUUUGUGUUAGUUUCAACAGCCCAUACAACCUGAUUUCCCCACUAAUCGAAAUCAGUGAUUUAUUGCUACUUGUCAAAACAAGUGUUUCUGGUGCUUGUGCAGUUUAUAAGGUGCUUGUUUAAUAAAUAAAAGUAAUAUGGUUAUUGUG
Oncorhynchus kisutch (coho salmon) is the source of this 3718-nucleotide messenger RNA. RefSeq names its product gastrula zinc finger protein XlCGF17.1-like. Bases 242 to 568 code for a protein of 108 amino acids. NCBI's taxonomy places the organism in Eukaryota, Metazoa, Chordata, Actinopteri, Salmoniformes, Salmonidae. The record is from RefSeq and is a predicted model, not a curated record. The transcript is spliced from 2 exons.